AUGAGCGGACUUGCGGACGAACUACUUGCUGACCUUGACGGUCUCUCUGACGGUGGAGAAGGCUAUCCCGACGAGGAAUCAGCUGAACCCUCCGGUUCCACUCCCAAUGGCGUCAAGCGCAAGGCACCUGCUGACGGCUCUGACGCUGAGAUGUCCGACGCAGGCGAAGAAGAUCAAGGAGACGAAGGCCAGGUUGGGCUGGUAUUGGAAGGCGGCAUCAAACCUGCAGAGGAGCUCGAUGCAGAAGAAGUGCAGAGGAUGGAGCUCGGCGCGGUAGAAGACGUUAGCAAGGUUGCGAAACUGUACGGAAGCAAGAAAAUGACCGACAUUCUGAAUGAAAUCGAGAAAUACCAGGCAAACCCUAGCUCAACGACGCAGAUGGCCAUGCCGAGUCAUUCGAAUCCGGAGUACAACGUGAUUGUUCAGGCCAAUAACCUGUCGGUCGACGUGGACAAUGAGAUUCUGGUGGUCAAUAAGUUCAUUCGAGAUCACUACGCGAAGAAAUUCCCUGAGCUUGAGCAACUGGUCGGAGAUCCUACCAUGUACAUCCGCGCAGUUCGAGCUCUAGGUAACAGCGAGGACCCGACCAAAGUGGACCUUUCUGGGAUUCUGCCUCCGGCUGUUAUAAUGAGCGUACUUGUUACUGCGACGACUACUUCUGGCCAACCUCUCAGCGAGGCUGAAUGGGCAGCGACGGAGCGCGCUUGCGAUCUUGCCGACAAGCUUGAAGAGGCUCGCAAAAAGAUAUUCAUGUACGUCAGUUCGAGAAUGAAUGUCCUCGCGCCCAACCUAUCAGCUAUUGUCGGCACUACUACAGCUGCGAAACUCCUCGGCGUUGCUGGCGGUCUGACAGGCUUGUCUAAGAUGCCCGCUUGCAAUGUUCAUCUCCUGGGUGCACAGAAGAAAAUUGCGGCAGGGUUCUCAUCUGUUACCCAACGACGGCACACCGGAUUUGUGUUUCAGUCAGAGCUUGUGCAACAGACGCCACCCGAACAUCGCAUGAAGAUUCAGCGAACAGUUGGUGCCAAGUGCUCUCUUGCGUGCCGGAUGGACAUGGAAAGGAACCGUCGAGAUGGGUCAUAUGGCGAACAGUUGCGCGAAAAAAUCGAGAAACAUAUCGAUCGUCUCGCGGCGCCUCCGCCAUCCAAGGUGAUCAAGGCUCUCCCUAUACCUAAUGACGGCCCGAAGAAACGACGUGGUGGUAAACGUGCCCGCAAGGCUAAGGAGGCGUACGCCCAGACAGAGCUCCGGAAACUACAGAAUCGCAUGGUCUUCGGUGAGGCGGAGGAAGAGGUCGGUGCAUUCGACGAGACGAAGGGCAUGGGCAUGAUUGGCGUUGCGAGCGGGAAAAUACGGGCUGGUAUGGGAGAGGCGAAAACGAAAGCGAAAUUAUCGAAGGCGAACAAGCUUCGAACUGCAGCGCUUACGAGGGCAGCACAGAGUGCACAUACAUCUGGGACCGCAACAUCGUUGACUGUCACACCGGUACAAGGAUUCGAGCUCACCAACAAAGCGGCAGCGGCUGACCGUGUCAAAGCCGCAAACGAGCGAUGGUUUGCAGGCGGAACAUUCUCGUUCAUCGGGAGCAAAGGCGACACUAAAUGA
This is a messenger RNA of Punctularia strigosozonata HHB-11173 SS5, 1605 nucleotides long. Its product is annotated as Nop domain-containing protein. Gene Ontology annotation, cellular component: precatalytic spliceosome; U4 snRNP; U4/U6 x U5 tri-snRNP complex. Gene Ontology annotation, biological process: spliceosomal tri-snRNP complex assembly; mRNA splicing, via spliceosome. The transcript is spliced from 10 exons. The record is from RefSeq and is a predicted model, not a curated record. Lineage: Eukaryota; Fungi; Basidiomycota; Agaricomycetes; Corticiales; Punctulariaceae. The coding region runs from base 1 to 1605 and encodes 534 amino acids.